AGUGUAGAAAUGGCGGGCGGCUCCGAAGCUCCUGUCCUGCUAUCCGCGGCAGCAACUCUGCCGCGGAUUGCGGAAGGGGAGCGCAGGAGCCCUCAGCCAGUGUCCCACCUGGCCGCCCUUUAGAAGCGGACCUGAUAACCUGUCAUUGUUCUGGAGGCUCCAAUAGUGAGCCUAACUUUAGAAGGCGGUAGGAUUAUCCUGGGAGGCUCAACGGCAGUCAUACCCCCUAGUUGGUCCAGAUGCUUCCUGUCCUUCCCUAAUCAAGAGGAUUACAUAUAGAUUGUUAUUAGGAUUCUUUCCUCCAGAUAUAAACCAUAUUCAUUUCUAAAAGCACAUCUUCAGGUUCGGCGCUGCUACUUAUGAUGAACAGGAAGAAAGGAGACAAGGGAUUUGAGAGCCCAAGACCUUAUAAAUUAACCCACCAGGUGGUGUGUAUCAACAAUAUAAAUUUCCAGAGAAAAUCUGUUGUUGGCUAUGUGGAGCUGACGAUAUUUCCCACAGUUGCCAACCUGAAUAGAAUCAAGCUGAACAGUAAACAGUGUCGGAUAUACAGAGUGAGAGUCAACGAUCUGGAAGCAGCUUUUAUUUAUAAUGAUCCCACGCUGGAAGUUUGUCACCAUGAGUCAAAACAGAGAAAUCUCAACUACUUUUCCAAUGCGUAUGCUGCUGCAGUCAGCGCUGUGGAUCCAGACGCUGGAAAUGGAGAGCUGUGCAUUAAGGUGCCAUCAGAGCUUUGGAAGCAUGUUGAUGAAUUAAAAGUCUUAAAGGUACAUAUCAACUUUUCUCUGGACCAGCCAAAAGGAGGUCUUCAUUUUGUGGUACCCAAUGUGGAAGGCAGCUUGGCAGAGAGAGGGGCCCAUGUCUUCUCUUGUGGAUAUCAAAAUUCUACCAGGUUUUGGUUUCCUUGUGUUGAUUCAUAUUCUGAACUAUGCACAUGGAAACUGGAAUAUACAGUGGAUGCCACAAUGGUGGCCGUCUCAAAUGGAGACCUAGUGGAAACAGUCUAUACUCAUGAUAUGAGGAAAAAGACCUUCCAUUAUAUGCUGACUAUUCCAACUGCAGCAUCUAACAUCUCUUUGGCCAUUGGACCAUUUGAAAUUCUUGUUGAUCCAUACAUGCAUGAGGUGACUCAUUUUUGUUUACCGCAGCUUCUCCCUCUGCUCAAACACACCACAUCGUAUCUCCAUGAAGUCUUUGAAUUCUAUGAAGAGAUACUUACAUGCCGCUACCCUUACUCCUGUUUCAAAACUGUUUUUGUAGACGAGGCAUAUGUUGAAGUAGCUGCUUAUGCUUCCAUGAGCAUUUUUAGCACAAACCUUUUGCACAGUGCAAUGAUAAUAGAUGAGACCCCACUAACCAGGAGGUGCUUGGCUCAGUCUCUGGCUCAGCAGUUCUUUGGUUGUUUUAUAUCUAGAAUGUCUUGGUCAGAUGAGUGGGUGUUGAAGGGAAUCUCUGGCUAUAUUUAUGGCCUUUGGAUGAAGAAAACCUUUGGUGUAAAUGAGUAUCGCCACUGGAUCAAGGAGGAACUAGACAAAAUAGUGGUGUAUGAACUGAAGACUGGCGGAGUCUUGCUUCAUCCAAUCUUUGGUGGAGGAAAAGAAAAAGACAACCCUGCGUCAUACCUGCAUUUUUCUAUAAAGCAUCCUCACACAUUGUCAUGGGAAUACUACACUAUGUUCCAGUGCAAAGCCCACUUAGUCAUGAGACUGAUAGAAAACAGAAUCAGCAUGGAGUUCAUGUUGCAAGUUUUCAACAAGCUGCUGAGUCUAGCUAGCACUGCCUCAUCUCAGAAGUUCCAGUCUCAUAUGUGGAGUCAGAUGCUGGUUUCCACAUCUGGGUUUUUGAAAUCCAUCUCCAAUGUCUCUGGCAAAGACAUCCAGCCAUUAAUAAAGCAAUGGGUAGAUCAGAGUGGUGUGGUAAAAUUUUAUGGCAGUUUUGCAUUUAAUAGAAAACGAAAUGUACUAGAAUUAGAAAUAAAGCAAGACUAUACAUCUCCUGGAACACAGAAAUAUGUGGGUCCUCUGAAAGUGACGGUGCAAGAGCUUGAUGGAUCUUUCAACCACACACUUCAGAUAGAAGAAAACAGCCUUAAACAUGACAUACCCUGCCACUCAAAGAGCAGACGAAAUAAGAAGAAAAAGAUUCCUCUAAUGAAUGGGGAGGAAGUUGACAUGGAUCUUUCUGCCAUGGAUGCUGAUUCUCCCUUACUGUGGAUAAGAAUAGAUCCGGAUAUGUCUGUAUUAAGGAAGGUAGAAUUUGAACAGGCUGACUUCAUGUGGCAAUACCAGCUCCGGUAUGAGAGAGAUGUGGUUGCACAGGAGGAAUCCAUUUUGGCCCUUCAGAAGUUCCCUACUCCAGCUUCACGGCUCGCGUUGACUGAUAUACUCGAACAAGAGCAAUGUUUCUACCGAGUGAGGAUAAUGGCAUGCUUCUGUCUUGCAAAGAUUGCAAAUUUCAUGGUGAGUACAUGGACAGGACCACCAGCCAUGAAGUCUCUCUUCACCCGAAUGUUCUGUUGUAAAAGUUGUCCAAACAUUGUGAAAACCAAUAACUUCAUGAACUUCCAGAGCUACUUUCUGCAGAAGACGAUGCCUGUGGCAAUGGCCUUGCUGAGAGAUGUUCAUAAUCUGUGUCCUAAAGAGGUUUUAACAUUCAUUUUAGACUUAAUCAAGUAUAAUGACAAUAGAAAAAACAAGUUUUCAGACAACUAUUACCGUGCUGAGCUGAUAGAUGCACUAGCAAACUCUGUAACUCCUGCAGUCAGUGUGAACAACGAAGCCCGAACACUGGAUAAUUUAAAUCCUGAUGUGCGCCUCAUUCUUGAGGAAAUCACCAGAUUCUUAAACAUGGAAAAGCUGCUACCCAGUUAUAGGCACACCAUUACAGUCAGCUGCUUGAAUGCCAUUCGCAUAUUACAGAAAAAUGGGCACGUUCCAAGCGAUCCUGCUGUCUUUAAGUCCUAUGCAGAAUACGGGCACUUUGUGGAUGUCCGAAUAGCAGCUUUGGAGGCAGUUGUUGAUUACACAAAAGUUGACAGAAGCUAUGAGGAGCUGCAAUGGCUGCUAAAUAUGGUCCAGAAUGACCCUGUGCCCUACGUCAGGCAUAAGAUAUUGAAUAUGUUGACAAAGAACCCGCCAUUUACCAAGAACAUGGAAUCUCCUUUAUGCAAUGAAGCGCUAGUGGAUCAACUCUGGAAACUUAUGAAUUCAGGUACAUCCCAUGACUGGAGGCUGCGGUGUGGUGCUGUCGACCUGUACUUCAUGCUGUUUGGCCUCAGCAGGCCUUCCUGUUUGCCGCUCCCAGAACUUGGGUUGGUCCUUAACCUCAAAGAAAAGAAAGCUGUGCUGAAUCCUACCAUCAUUCCUGAGGCAGGGGCAAGUGGUCCGGAACUGCCCAACAAUCCAAACAAUCUGGGUCAAAUAGUUGGCUUCCAAAGCACUGAGGAUGAUCAUCUUGUUAAAGAAACAGCAGUCAUUCCCCUUCCUCAUCAGCAGGGGUUGAAGCGGAAGGCCGACACGCCUCUUGGGUCCCCACUAGAACCAGGCCAGAUCCUUGAGAAGAAUGAAGACAGUAAAGUCAAACUCAAAAUAAGAUUCUCAAACUCACAGGAGGAAGAAGAGAUUGAUAUGGACACUGUUCAUGAUAGUCAAGCUUUUAUCUACCAUCACUUGAACAUGCUGGAAAGACCGUCAACACCAGGCAAAGAACAGUCUUCGCUGGAGCUCAACAUGUUGCCGAUUCCUGCACCUCCACUGCCUGGUUUUACAAAAGAUUCAAGCUCCUCCAAGCACAGUGACCAUCACCACCACCACCACCAUGAACACAAGAAGAAGAAGAAGAAACACAAACACAAGCAUAAGCACAAACACAAACAUGACGCCAAGGAAAAAGAGAAGGAGCCUUUCACCUUCUCCAACAGCCCUGCCAGCGGGCGAUCCAUCCGCUCUCCAUCGCUGUCAGACUGAAGCAAGCAACUCCAGACAUGAGAGAGAAUAUAGAAGCACUGCACAUCUUACCAUUUCUUUAUGGUAAAGCACACACCGCUGAAGUGGUUCAGAAGGCAUGUUGAGAUUGAAAUCCCACAAGUGUCUGUUCUGUUGACCAACUGCAAUGAUCAAAUGGAGGGGAUGGAUUCGGAGUGAACCUUUGUGGCUGUUCUCCAUCCAUCCGUCUUAACAGUUUCUUUUCAAAGAGAGAAGCAACUCUUCUUACAUGCAAGUGUUACAUGCAUAACCAGAGCCCAACAGAGGCUGUCUGUGUAUCCUGCUAGAAUGAACUAUGUUUUAAACUUAAAGAGCUGUCAUGAAGUGAAGUAUGUGUUAAACAGAAGCUUGACUGCCAAACUUGGAAAAGCUGAAGUUCCCUGCACAGUGUUGAAUAACAUAAUAUAGAUUUCCUGAGGCUUUUGUAUAAUCUCUUUUCAACAUACUUAACCAUUGCCGUUGUCUCACUGGUUUUUUUUUUAAAGCCUAAAAUGUUGCAUACCCAGUUACAAGCUUUUUUUUAUUUAAGAUGCUGACAUUUUAAAAUACAUUGGAGCAGAGCUGAAUUCAUUGAUCAUUUACAUAACUUUUCUUUGCAGAGAAAAAUGCCACUAUGUACAUACCAUUGUGCCCUGUAAUCAGACUCAUAACUGUAAAUGAAGUUGUGCAAAAGCAAACCCUCAAAAACUGGCAAAGGAAACGGCUUCCAUAAAAUGUCAAUUAACUUUUAAAAUGCACUCCUCAGGGUGAAAUAGCCAUUGCAAAAACUUCUAAACUUUUCUGGUUUCUAGCAGAUUUACUUAGAAACGCUGUGAUUAAAAUCCUUUUAAAUGUACAAUGAGUAAACCUGAACGUGAAGCUGUGACUUAGGCUGUUUUAUUACAGAAAGUAAUAAUAUCCAAGUAUUCCAUUGCAGAGUUUGAUAAUUAUGUGAAAUGCGGCUGUUUUUUAACAUUUUUGUUUAAUUUCUAUGUACUGUUGGCACUUCUUCUUCCAGUCCCGUUUUCUAGAAUAUUUUGAGUUGCUUCCACAUCUGUUUGUGUGUGUUUUUCUUGCAAAUUCAGUCUUUAGGUUAAGAUUUUUAAAUUUGUUGUGAAUAGAUACUUUUAGUUAUAUAGCUUAUUGACAAUGGAAAGAGUAAUUCUGAUCCAUGAGAAGAGAAUUAACGAGAGGGACCUAAUAAGGAUUUUUUUAAAAAAUAAAAAGAGAAGACAAUUCGUUAAUAAAUCCUUUUAUACAAUCUG
Molecule: messenger RNA, 5227 nt
Organism: Rhineura floridana
Lineage: Eukaryota; Metazoa; Chordata; Lepidosauria; Squamata; Rhineuridae
Gene: TAF2
Product: TATA-box binding protein associated factor 2
Exons: 27
Coding region: 360-3965 (1201 amino acids)
Biological process (GO): transcription initiation at RNA polymerase II promoter
Cellular component (GO): transcription factor TFIID complex
Molecular function (GO): transcription cis-regulatory region binding; RNA polymerase II general transcription initiation factor activity; chromatin binding
Source: RefSeq, a predicted model, not a curated record